AUGUCCGUACACAGGGAAUCAGUCACUCUUGGCGUCGUGAUUCCGGCUGCUGGCCGAGGCACACGCUCCGGCGAAAGCUGUCCGAAAUCAUAUCGGCGUAUUGGGGGUGAUUCUGCGCUGAAUCGCGUUAUCAGACUCUACCGAUCAUGGAAUAAAGAGUGUCCCAUUGUCAUUGUUCACCAUGCUGACAAUGCCGCUCUGCUUGAGGCCUCCAUCUACCGGGACGCCAAUGUGUACACCGCAGUCGGGGGUGUCGAGCGACAAGAAUCGAUCCUUCGCGGCUUGCGCUUUCUUUCUAGAAUGGAGAGGUCCCCAUCGCACGUCUUCAUCCAUUGUGCAGCCCGACCGUUCACCACUGUCCGUCUACUCGACAGCCUUCUGGAAUCCCUAAUCCAAUAUCCAACCAUGGGUGUGAGUCCAGCGAUUCCCGUCGUUGACACCCUGAAGCAGAUUGAUUCAAAUGGAUUUAUCUCAACUACUGUUCCACGAGACGGUAUUUUCCGUGGCCAGACUCCCCAAGGAUUCGACUUGAAGACGAUUUUAGAGCUUCAUGAGCAGGCGGCCAUCAUGGGCAAACUAUUCACGGACGAUUCAUGCCUUUUCGAAGAUGCUGGUUUACCUGUGCGGGUUGUGCGUGGGGAUCCCCAGAACAUGAAGCUGACCUAUUAUGCCGAUUUUGAAGAGGCGGAUCGCUUCUUACGGGGGUAUCGUUCGCCGGGCAUGGAAUUUGAUGUUGGAGUUGGUCACGGCUGUGUCACGCACGAAUUCGCACCGGGAGAGGAGAUUCCUUCUUUGCUAUAA
Aspergillus chevalieri is the source of this 801-nucleotide messenger RNA. Its product is annotated as IspD/TarI family cytidylyltransferase. The record is from RefSeq and is a predicted model, not a curated record. Lineage: Eukaryota; Fungi; Ascomycota; Eurotiomycetes; Eurotiales; Aspergillaceae. The transcript has a single exon. Gene Ontology annotation, molecular function: 2-C-methyl-D-erythritol 4-phosphate cytidylyltransferase activity. Gene Ontology annotation, biological process: isoprenoid biosynthetic process. The coding region runs from base 1 to 801 and encodes 266 amino acids.